Cyphomyrmex costatus is the source of this 1016-nucleotide messenger RNA. RefSeq names its product Cellular Repressor of E1A-stimulated Genes (gene CREG). Lineage: Eukaryota; Metazoa; Arthropoda; Insecta; Hymenoptera; Formicidae. The transcript has 5 exons. The coding region runs from base 121 to 900 and encodes 259 amino acids. The record is from RefSeq and is a predicted model, not a curated record.
GCGCGCGCAGUCAGUAUUAACCACUUGUGAAGCGCACUUACUCCCAAGCUUCGCCUUAAUUGAGCUGAGUAUAGUCAGAUAGUCUUGCUUAAGCAUCGUGAAAUACACAUAGCGCAUAUCAUGAUGUCGCAAAUCACGAUCAUCAUCGCUCUAUGCGUUCUACUGAGCGAAGCACGCAACUUUAAUGAAGUGAAGGGUACAUUCUGGAACAAAAUUGAAGAGAACAUUGAGGCGAGUAAGACAAAGGAUGAGUUAUACAAAUCCGUCGAGUUCUCGACGCGUUCAAUUGGGUUCGACGAUGAUCGAGAGGCUCAGCUGAUAAGUCGUAUUCAGACGUUGAAGAAUUUACCACCGGCCGUAAUGGCAAGAUACGUCGUUAAUCAAGCUGAUUGGGGAGCUGUAGCGACGAUAAGCACAAGGAAAGAUGUUGCAAGCUUUCCUGUUGCAAAUUUGAUCUCCAUCGCCGACGGACCUAUUGGAAAUGGUAAUGGAAUACCGUACAUGUACCUCACCCCUUUGGACUUUACCGCUCAAGAUCUUGCUAAAGAUCAUCGCGCGACUGUAUUUGUAUCAUUAGCUCAAGGAGACUAUUGUAAGAAUAAAGGAUAUGAUCCGAUGGAUCCACGAUGCGCUAGAGUCCUUUUAACUGGAAAGAUUAAAGCGGUGAAAAACGAGAGUAACGAAGUCGUGAAACAAUUAUUUUUUGGUCGUCAUCCAAAACUACAGAAUAUGCCCGCAGAUCACGAUUUCUUUUUCGCCGAGUUAGACAUAUCGACAAUCGCCUUACUGGACAACUUCGGUGGACCGAAAUACAUUUCCGUUGAUGAUUACUUAAAUACACCGACUAUCCGCAGAAAUGAUCUACGUCGCAGAAGAGUUAUUUUCAAAUCUGUUGUUUAAUAAAUGUACUUUUUGUCAGAUUCUGACAGAUCGAAUUCCCGAAGCUCGAUAUCGGGUCUUCUAGAAAGAAAUUUUAAAAACUAAUUAAUAAUAAAUAAUAUUUUAUUUAUGUGUCU